This is a messenger RNA of Brienomyrus brachyistius, 3807 nucleotides long. It is a transcript of the gene sh2d3ca, whose product is annotated as SH2 domain containing 3Ca. Bases 245 to 2938 code for a protein of 897 amino acids. The transcript has 12 exons. NCBI's taxonomy places the organism in Eukaryota, Metazoa, Chordata, Actinopteri, Osteoglossiformes, Mormyridae. The record is from RefSeq and is a predicted model, not a curated record. Gene Ontology annotation, biological process: positive regulation of peptidyl-serine phosphorylation; small GTPase-mediated signal transduction. Gene Ontology annotation, molecular function: guanyl-nucleotide exchange factor activity; phosphotyrosine residue binding.
GCUGAGGGCUGAGCCAGUUCUACUAGCCAAAGAAGUUUAUUUGCAUCCAGCUUCGGCGCUGAUUUCUACGAUGGCUCAACCAGUUUAGCGCACACUGCAAACACCCCCGCCCAGUGCAGGAAGCUGCGCUGGCCUCCGAGGCUUUGAUCAGUAAUCGUACCGCGGCAGAGGAGAGCAGUCGACGACAGCCUGACUGCAGUUUGCACCGAAACACCCCGAGCGCUGACAUCCUCCCCCCGGCACCAUGAGCAAGCGGAAGCUUAGCUUUAAGUGGUUUGGGACAAUUUCCCGCUUCUCGUUUCGUCGCUCGUCGGACAAAUCGCCGGACGCAUUAACCCUGAAGCAUCAUGGGAGCCUGUGUGAAACGUCCACGGAGAAAAAGUCCAUCGACGACAUGGACAUGUGCCCACGGAACGGCAGCUAUGCCCGCUCCAGUGAUAUGUACAGCCACACGGGCACUAUGCCUCGCUUUUCGCUGAAGAAGAACAAGGAAUCCAAGAAGAACAAGGGAAAGACAGAGCUGAGGAGGAACCAGAGCCAAAGGCAGCCGGCUGACUAUGUGUGUGACUCGCCCCUGCUGAGCGUCCUGUCCAGCCAGGGCGCUUCCACAGCAGAGCCACUGUCCUCCAUGUCCAAGCCAGACCAAGCUAAUCCUACACAGAGUUCCCCUGCUGAGUCCACAGAAUCCCCGUCACCAGUUAAUCCAGCCGCCUCUCGAUUAACCUCACCUGUUUCUCCUACUUCUUCAAGUCAGCCAGCAUUGGCGGAGAGUGCGGAGGAAUGGGCUGCAGAUCGGUCUGUCACGAACGGCACGCCGAAAUCAAACCCCAACCCAGCCCUGAAAUCUUCCUCUGAGUCCAGCAGUUUAGCUAAGAAAGUGUCAUGUGACUCUGUCCUGAAGGAGGAGAGUCAGCACGAUGCCCCCCCCCUGCUGCCUCCCAGGCCUCUCGACAGACACCCGGAUCCCAUGGAAAACUAUGUGCAGUUCUCCAAGGAGAAGUAUCUGCUGGACUCUCCGCCUGAGAAGCUGAGGCGGGAACUGGAGGAGGAGCUGAAGCUGAGCAGCAGUGACCUGCGGAGUCAUGGCUGGUACCAUGGCCCUGUGCCGCGGGAGGUGUCGGAGACGUUGGUCCUGAGGAACGGUGACUUCUUGAUCCGUGACUGUCUGACCAAUGCGGGAGAUUACGUCCUGACCUGCCGUUGGAACCAUGAGGUGCUGCACUUCAAGAUCACCAAGGUUCUGAUCAAGUCCAGCGAGUCGCGCGUCCAAUACUUGCUGGAGCAGGAGAGCUUCGACUCAGUGCCAGCCCUGGUGUGUUCCUACAUGAGCCAAAGGCGACCCGUGUCCCUGCAGAGCAGUGCCCAGAUCUACUGCCCCAUCAACCGCACCCUACCGCUGCGCUACCUGGAAGCCACUUUUGCCCUGGCCAAUGGCAGGAAAGGCUCCAGCCACUCUCCAUCCAACCAGAGAGGGGCCUUUAUUAAGAGGCGGAGCGUCACUAUGACAGAUGGCUUGACAACGGAAAAGAUCAUACCUCACAGCCCUUCCACAGUCCACCAUAAGGAGGCGAUGAGGAACUGCGCCCUUAGUAUGGACCAGAUCCAGGAGUUUCGCUGCCCUCUCUCCCCUGUUGGAGAAGCCCCCUUAUCUCCAGCAUACAGCUCAGUUACCAAGCACAGGAACACCGCGGGGGUUAAGGUGCUGGAAGUCGUGCCUUCAUCUCCCGUCCUCAGGCGCUCCAGCGAGCCCCAGCUAAGCCCCUCCUCCAGCACCAGCGCGGCCCUCCAGGAGCUGGCCUCCGGCGGCCACCCCCCCACUGUCCACGGCUACCUCUCCGACGCGGCGGGCGGCAGCUACUGCGAGCUCCACCCCACCCCGUCCCCCUCCCCAGCACCGCCCCCCAAGAGCUACGUGGAGCGCCUGCGCGUGGAAGAGGGCCGGACCGCGCCCCCUGGCAAGGAGGAUGGGGGCGAGCCCUUCACGGCACCCCUGGUGGAGACGGUCUCCUCCUUUAAUCCGAGCAAAUACCACUCGGCACUGAUGGGUGCCGAAAACAAGCCCCUGGAGAUGGGGAUCCUGAAACGGGUGAAGGAGUUGCUGGGAGAGGCAGAUGCCAAGAUGGCCGCCAAGCACAUCACCAAGGCCGACUGCACGGUUGCUAGGAUACUAGGCGUUACCAAGGAGAUGCAAAAGAUGAUGGGGGUAGGCUCCGGACUGGAGCUGCUGACUCUUCCGCAUGGACAGCAACUCCGCCUCGACCUACUGGAAAGGUUUUAUACCAUGUCCAUCAUGGUGGCCGUGGAUCUGCUGGGAUGCACAGGCAGCACUGAAGAGCGGGCCAGUCUCCUGCACAAGACCAUCCAGCUGGCUGCUGAGCUCAAGAGUGGCCUGGGCAACAUGUUCGGCUUCGCCGCAGUGAUGCGGGCACUGGAACUGCCACAGAUCUCGCGGCUGCAGCAGACCUGGUCAGCAUUACGGCAGAGGCACACAGAGGGUGCCAUUCUGUACGAGAAGAAGCUGAAGCCUUUCAUGAAGAACAUGAACGACGGCAAAGAGAGCUGUGCCCUUUCCAACACCUCCUUUCCUCACAUCAUCCCUCUGCUGUCCCUCCUGGAGAAGGGGGUGGUGGUUAUUGAGGGGGCGGAGCCAUGGGAGAGCACGGAAACGGGAGUCGACGUGGUGAUGAGUCACCUGGAGGCAGCACGUACCAUCGCGCACCAUGGGGGAAUCUAUUGCACCAAUGCGGAAACAAAGCUGCAAGGCUUUCAAGAGAAAGAAGACUUGCUGGAGGUCUUCUGCACGGAGUUCCAGAUGAGGCUGCUCUGGGGCAGCCGGGGAGCUGAAGGUAGCCAGGCCGAGCGCUAUGAGAAGUUUGACAAGGUCUUGACGGCCCUGUCCAACAAGUUGGAGCCACCAGUGAAACACAGUGAACUAUAGUGGCAAUAGAGUGCUUCCAUGUGGCAGAACAGAGCUACUCCCCCCUCAUGUGCCCCUGGAUGGGUCCAGUGUCUGAGAUGGGGAGCCCAAAGACAAUAUCGACUUGUGGCAAAAAGAAGCAACUUCGGAACUGUUUUGUAUCCCUAAAUGAAGCAGAAAGAGUCAACGUCUCCAUUGGGAAUAACAUUUAUCUGUCUGAAAGAUCGACAUUCAAGUGAGAGGGAAAGAGGAGGACAAGACAAGAAUUCCUGUAAAUACUGUAUACUGUGUUCGAGUUUCAUCCGCCUGUCUCCGGAACACAUUGGGCUGUGCGUACUCUCGUCAAUGCUCUCAAAGCAUUUCGGCAUUCCUGUGCUCGUCGGGGGGGGAAUGCAUUUCAUUCGCUUCUGAAUCCAGGCCUGUCAGAACCAGGUGGAACACAGUUUAUGCAGGAUCAGCGCAACGUUCCCUCAGAGAAAGAGCACUGCUCUGUUGCAAGCUUGCAUGGGCUGCAUUUGCCCCCCCCCCGCUGCGAUACGGCUUGCCGGUUGCUGUUCCUGAUAUAGCCCUUACCUUAUACAUGCAGACACACGCUGACAGACCUCAGAAACUUUGAAUGUAUGUUGCCAAACUUACUCUGCGCCUCUUGGGCUUUUCUGAUUACCAUUUCACACGGUUCAGGGUUCUGUGUUUGCUGUAUGGAGCUGGAUCUUAUUGGCAUUCAGAAACUCUGCUCUGAACAGCUUUCUCUCUCUGCUCUUCCUCCGGCUUAGUUCUAGUAGUAUGUUUACCCCACAUGUGACCCAACUCCGAAACUUGCACAAAACAAAUACUGUUCUCCUGUCUCAGGAUCCGCCUCCCCGACCCCCCCCCCCCCCCCCGGAAGUGUC